AUGGCUAUGGAACCUUCAUCCAGUUCUGGACAAUCCAAGAAUAUUUCCAGGAAACCCAAAUAUUCUAGAUUCUCUCAGCAAGAACUUCCUGCAUGGCAACCAAUUCUAACACCUGGAUGGGUCAUUUCAAUAUUUACAUUUAUAGGACUCAUUUUCAUUCCUAUUGGGGUUGCUUCAUUGUUUGCGUCAGAACGAGUGGUUGAAGUUCCUUUCCGAUACGAUGAUCAGUGUCUUCCGUCUUUAUAUAGUCACGAUGCAAUGGCGUAUAUAAAAGAUGAUAGGAUUAACAAAACUUGCGCUGUGAAGUUCACUGUUAAGAAUAGAAUGAAAGCUCCAAUCUAUGUAUAUUAUCAGCUUGGUAACUUUUACCAGAACCAUCGCCGAUAUGUUAAAAAUAGAGAUGAUAAACAACUGAGGAGUAAGGCAGAUGCGAAUGAAGUUAGCUCAUGCCAUCCUGAAGCCUAUACUCCAAGUGGUCAGCCAAUUGUUCCGUGUGGCCUUAUUGCGUGGAGUUUGUUUAAUGACACAUACAGAAUUUCAAAUAAUAACAAGGACUUAGUGAUCAACAAAAAGAACAUAGCGUGGAAAAGUGACCAAAAGGCCAAAUUCGGGUCUGAUGUUUAUCCUAGGAAUUUUCAGUCUGGAGGUUUGAUUGGGGGUGCUAGACUUAAUGAGAGCAUACCUUUGAGUGAACAAGAAGAUCUGAUUGUUUGGAUGAGAACGGCAGCACUGCCUACAUUCAGAAAAUUAUACGGGAAGAUUGAAGUUGACCUUGAAGUUAACGAUGAAAUAACGAUAGUAAUUAAGAACAACUAUAAUACGUAUGAGUUUGGAGGAAGGAAGAGUGUGGUUCUGUCAACCACAACAUGGAUUGGUGGAAAAAAUGACUUCUUGGGGAUUGCAUAUAUUAUCAUUGGUGGCCUUUCCUGGUUGUACUCUCUAGUUUUCCUAAUUAUGUAUAUGAUGAAGCCAAGACCCCUUGGAGAUCCAACAUACCUGUCUUGGAACAGAAACCAUGAAUCUAGGAGGUGA
Messenger RNA from Lathyrus sativus (Indian pea), 1032 nucleotides. NCBI's taxonomy places the organism in Eukaryota, Viridiplantae, Streptophyta, Magnoliopsida, Fabales, Fabaceae. The record is from the annotation of a GenBank genome assembly.